AUGUCGCGUCAAACUUUUGACGAUUCUUAUGGACCAUCUCGUCGUCGUGUAACCCUUCAAUCGCAUCAACCAUCGGAUAGUUCAUCUCGACGAAAUGUACAUCCAACAUCAAGAGAUUUUGCUUAUCAAUCUACUUUUCAACCCUAUCAACAAAGAAAUAUUGCGUCCCCUCCUUCUCAUUCUCCUCAUCAUUAUCAUGGAGAAUAUUCUCAUUCCAAUGGACAUCCAAAUUCAACAAGAUCAUCAUCCAAUCGUAUGAACAAUGUAUAUGACGAUCAACCGAAUCGACAAUAUCGAUUAGAACCUCCUUCUAUGCGUUCACCUGUACGCCAUCCUCAAUCAUAUCAUGCUGACCAUCAGGAUUCUUCUCAUUCAUCUAAUCGUCACUAUCUUAAUAGUCAACAACCAUCAACAGACUAUUCUUCAGCUUCCCAAUUAUAUCGUCAUGAUCAAAAUUAUCCAAGAUAUGAAAGAAAUUCUGAUCAAUAUGAUCGAAUACAUCAUCGAGAAGAAACUCAUCCCUCCCAAUCGUAUCCACAACAUUCAAGCCAUCGAUCGGUCGACAUUCCAUUAGAAUAUCAACAUUCAAAUGCUGUUCGAUCUUUCGAUCAUCCUUCAUCUUCCUUGCAUAAUCUUCCAGUUGAUCGGCCGUCUGAUCCAGCUUCUAUUCUAAAUCAUGUUCUACAAACUUUUUUUGGCGAACGUAAUCCAUCAUUCCGCAAUGAUGAUGUUGAUCAUUCAACUUUAGAUCCAAUGAGUCUAUUUGCUGCUGCAUUGCUGGGCGGAAGGCCUAAUGUUUUUACUGCUCCUGGUGCUCUUCAAAUUCACUUUGGCGACCUAUUCGAUUUACUUCCUCGUGAUGAACCACCUUCCGUUGGUCUAUGCGACAAUGAUAUCGAACGUUUACCUACGAUGACUUAUCGAAAAACAAGUAAAUCGAGCUCCACUGACGAGAAAUGUGCAAUUUGUUUAAGUGAAUAUAAAACGGGCGAAACUGUCAAACGUUUACGAUGUAAACAUUUCUUUCAUCCCGAAUGUAUUGAUCCAUGGCUAAAGACGUCAACGCAAUGUCCAAUCUGUCGUGGUCAACAAACUAAUUAA
Messenger RNA from Rotaria sp. Silwood2, 1101 nucleotides. The record is from the annotation of a GenBank genome assembly. Lineage: Eukaryota; Metazoa; Rotifera; Eurotatoria; Philodinida; Philodinidae.